AUGAUCGCCCACCCGAAAGUCGACCAGGUGUCCGGCCACCUCCACACGCUCAGCUACGACUUCGUGAAGAGGCCUUACCUGAAAUACUUCCAAUUCUCCGCCGACGGGGAGAAGUCUCCAAACGUGGAAAUCCCUCUGGCGGCGCCCACAAUGAUGCACGACUUCACCAUCAUCGAAAACUUCGUCGUGAUUCCCGACCAGCAGGUGGUGUUCAAGCUGCAGGAGAUGAUCACCGACGACCCGCCGGUGAUCUACAACAAGAACAAGAAAUCCAGGUUAGGAAUUCUGGAGAAAAAUGCCACAAACGCUGAUGAUAUUAUUUGGGUUGAAUGCCCGGACACUUUCUGCUUCCACUUGUGGAAUGCGUGGGAGGAGCUUCAGUCUGAUGAGGUGGUUGUGAUCAGGUCAUGCAUGACUCCACCAGACUCGAUAUUUAAUGAGAAUGACGAGUGCUUGAAGAGUGUGUUGUCCGAAAUCCGGCUCAAUAUGAAAACCGGCGAGUCGACUCGGAGGCCGAUUAUUUCGGAGGAGUUGGAGCAUGUGAACUUAGAGGCCGGAAUGGUGAAUCGGAACCGGCUCGGGAGAAAAACUCGGUAUGCUUAUCUCGCCAUUGCUGAACCGUGGCCGAAAGUUUCUAGCUUCGCCAAGGUGGAUCUUUUUACUGGCCAAGUAAAAAAGCAUAUUUACGGGGAUAGGAAGUUUGGUGGUGAGCCCUUCUUUCUUCCUUCGGGUUCAUGUGGGGAAGAAGAUGGUGGGUAUAUCCUGAGCUUUGUUCAUGACGAGAAGACGUGGAAGUCGGAGCUUCAGAUUGUGAAUGCGUAA
Molecule: messenger RNA, 822 nt
Organism: Rosa chinensis
Lineage: Eukaryota; Viridiplantae; Streptophyta; Magnoliopsida; Rosales; Rosaceae
Product: 9-cis-epoxycarotenoid dioxygenase NCED2, chloroplastic
Exons: 1
Coding region: 1-822 (273 amino acids)
Biological process (GO): carotene catabolic process
Cellular component (GO): chloroplast stroma
Molecular function (GO): carotenoid dioxygenase activity
Source: RefSeq, a predicted model, not a curated record